AUGGCAGAUUCCAGAAGUCGUAAGCCUCGGCUCUGCCUCUUUGCCUUCCUGGCCAUCUCUUGGCAUGCUGCCUUCCUUCUCCCACUACGACAAUCAGACGUGAGAUGCCGCCCUGGCCAUUCUGCUAUGAAGGCCAGCUGGCUGGAGAUGUUGGAGGAAGCUGUAGGUGCUCCAACUCCCCAGCCAGCAAACCCAACUAUACCCACCAGCGUAAAGCCAUUGAGUGCUGAGCUGAUGACCCGGAAACUGACUGCAUUCGUCCUGGAAGAGAAAGGACUGGCCAUGUCUGGGGAAGACUUUGAUGUGAAAACCCCAGAGGGUGAGCUGGUUGUACGCAUUGGCGGUGGAAACCGCGUGCCCAUUCCAGGCAUGCCUGUCUGGGAUAAGUUGACCGUUUCCACAGCCAAUGGCCAGCAAGUUGGCACACUGGAGCGACAGGCUUUUGCAAUGACUGCCAGCUAUGACAUCCUGCGGCCGAACGGCAAAAAGUUUGGCAGAAUCAGCAAAGCAAUGUUUGCCUUGACGUCGACGUUUGAGCUUUACCAGGAGGAUGACAGCGAGGGCGGUGCGCUGCUCAGGGCGGAGGGCUCCUUCAGUGACAAGAGCUAUGUCAUGAAGUCCCGACAGGGGCAGGUGGUUGCUACUGUCACAAGACUCAAAGGCUUCACCGGGGGCAACAUCGACAACUACCAGGUCAUUGUCGGGGAGAACGUCGAUGCCAGCCUUGUGCUUUCCAUGGCUGUCGUCAUUGAUGAGAUACAUGACGAAGAAAAUCCUCAAGAGGCAGGGGCUGAAACUCUCCCUGACAUGCUUGAGGAUGCUCAAGGCUUGCCGAUGCCCAAAGCGGCAAGCCCCAUGAUUCCGACCGGCACACCACCGCUGGAUCCCGAGCUCGUGCAUGCAACCGCUACAGCCUAUGAGCUUGAAGAGAAGGGACUGUCCAUGUCUGGAGAGGACUUCGAAGUGAAAAGUCCUUUGGGGCAAGUUCUCCUUCGAAUUUCUGGCGGCAAUCGUCUACCGUUGGCGGGCAUGCCGGUCUGGGACAAGCUAACCAUCUCUACAGGAUCAGGAGGCGUUGUGGCCUCCCUGGAUCGCGAGAUGGUGGCGAUGACGCCUACUUAUGAUGUGAUGCGCCCGGACGGGUCAAGGUUUGGAAAAAUCGCAAAAGCCAUGUUCGGCUUCACUGAGACCUUUGAGUUUUUCUUGGAGGGCGAUGCCGGUGGACCAGUCUUGAAGGCCGAAGGAAGCUUCAGCGAAAGGUUCUUUCAGUUCAAAAGUCGAGAAGGCACUGUUGUGGCCACAGUUGGGCGUGGCUAUUACCAGACAGACAAUGAGAAUCGGUAUCACGUGGUCGUUGGCCCCCAGGUAGAUGCCACCCUUGUGGUGGCUAUGGCCUUUGCCAUUGAUGAGGUUCAUGACGAAGAGAAUGCAGGUGACAAGCCCGAGACUGAAGAGGGCGGCUGGCCAUUCCGAUAG
This is a messenger RNA of Symbiodinium natans, 1476 nucleotides long. The record is from the annotation of a GenBank genome assembly. NCBI's taxonomy places the organism in Eukaryota, Dinophyceae, Suessiales, Symbiodiniaceae.